UUGACACAUUUGGAAGUUGUGUGUCCUCAGUGUUUGUCCUGCCAGAACAAACACAAACAACAGCAGCUUCCACUGUGAACAUGGAGGAGAGAGAGGAAACCGUCGCGGUCAAACGAGGAGCAGAGGAGAGGAAGCUGCGUUCUCGCGAUGCAGCCAGAUGCAGGCGGAGUCAGGAAACUGGAGUGUUUUAUGAACUUGCUCACACUCUGCCGCUCCCCCGCCGAGUCUGCACGCACCUGGACAAAUCCGCCAUCAUGAGAGCCGCCCUUAGCUUCCUGCGGAUGCACCGCCUCCUCCGACCUGCAGUCGAGCACCGGUUUCUGCUGUUGCUCGACAUCGGUGUAAACUGUGAGAAGCAGCAGGAGGAGGACUCUGUAGAGGAGGAGGAUCCAAUGGAUGCUUUCUGUCCUCAGGCGCUGGCUGGCUUCAUCAUAGUGAUGACUGAGGAGGGAGACAUGAUUUACCUGACUGAAAACGUCAGCAGACACAUCGGCAUCACACAGACAGUUGUUGCUGUUUGUUGUUUUCAGCUGGAGCUGCUGGGUCAGAGUAUUUAUGACUUUGUUCAUCCCUGUGAUCAGGAGGAGCUCCGAGACCUGCUGACCCCAGGUUUGAGUAAGAAACCACUGGCAGAACAGCUGAAUGAGAGGGACUUCUUCCUGCGCAUGAAGAGCACUCUGACCAGCAGGGGGCACACCGUCAACAUCAAGUCUGCUGUAUGGAAGGUCCUCCAUUGUGCAGGUCGUAUGCUUCAGCCGGGGGGCGGCUGCACGUCGCCGCCUGGUGGCAGAGUGAUGACCCUGCUGUGUGAACCCAUCCCCCACCCGUCCAGCGUGGAGUUCCCUCUGGAUGCACGCACCUUCCUCACCCGUCACAGCAUGGACCUGCGCUUCACACACUGCGAGGGCAGGGUGACAGAGUUGGUGAGAUACAAACCUGAGGAUCUGAUUGGUCGCUCAGCCUACGAGUUUCAUCAUGCGCUCGACUCUGAUCACGUCAAAAAGAGCCUGCACACACUGCUGUCCAAAGGUCAGGUGAGCACCAGACACUAUCGUUUCCUGGCCAACAGAGGUGGAUUUGUGUGGGCCGAGACUCAGGCGACCGUCCUCUACAGCAGCAAGACGUCGCAGCCGGAGGCCGUCGUCUGCCUCAACUUCAUACUCAGUGGCAUAGAGCAGCCAGACGUUGUUUUCUCCAUGGAGCAGAUCCGUUGUGGCGGGGUGGCUGAAGCUGAACCCCUCUCACCAGCACUUCCACCAGAAGAUUGUGUGACUUGUGACAGUGAGCGUCAGACUCAGGACGCAGUUUUGAUUCCCAGCAGCUCUGCAGAUCUCUUCUUCAGACUGAAAGAGGAGCUGCAGGAGCAUCUCCAGUUGCCUCCCGAGGCCGGAGACGUAAUCGUCUCACCGACAGGAGCAUUUGUUGAGCUGUCGUUUGUCAGUCCGCCCAGUCCAGACUCAGUGCCGGACCACCCUCAGGACCUGAGCACUCCACAGCUGCGGCAGCUCCUCUCACACAUCUUCAGCCCCAACACCCCACCUUCAUCAUCAUCAUCAGCCUCCUCAUCUGAUGCUGAGCAGAGUCCCAGUGAGGAAGAGUUAAUGGACACCAGCGAGAUGGAGAAUUUGUUUGCCGUCAGGCCAGAAGAUGAACAGAAGUAUGGACAAACACUGGAGGAGGCGAUGGAUCUGGAUUUGUUGGCUCCGUAUAUCUCUAUGGACGAUGACUUCCAGCUGACCGUCCUCAGCAGUUUGCCAGAGGAAGCCGCCAAACUUCCGUUCUCUUGGUCUGAUUCCUCAACUGUAUCGCCUGCAGUCACAGUGAGAAAGAAACGGUGUCAUAACGCAGACGAUGAGCUGCCGUCCCAGCUGAUGAUUCAGGACAAGAGACAGAAACAGGAUCCUUCCUCACCAGAAGAGGAACAACUUCUCAGCCACAGACUGCCGGGCUGUCUGGAGGAAACUGACCAAUCAGAGUCGUUCUUGGACCCGGUGCCUAGAGGGCGGACUCAGCUUCUCACAGACAGAGACCCUGUUUUAGGAGGCAUACAGGGACACUGUAAUCCUGCAGGUGUCAAACACACACACACACACACAUAGUUACAGAGAAACCUCUGUACAUGAACAGUGCCCAGACAUGUUUGUCAUUUGGAGUUAAAAGCAAAACCAUUAAAAAAGAAGUGACUCAGUCAGAAAUCCUGGCGAUCAGCGCUCUAACUGUGACAGUGAAGCUGUCUCCUGGAGUACAGUGGCCCUGAGAGCUGUGCACACUACAAAUUAAGAAAACAUCUCGAUCCAUAAACGACAUACUAUACAGUGAAUUAUUUUUUAAAUUUUGACAGCAUAGUAUCCACGACAUGUUAUGAAAUUGGGAGGCAUACUAUACUGUGAUAUUUGAUGAAUUUCAGGGGACAUAUCUAAUGAGGUUUUAUGAAUUCUGGCAACAUACUGUGCCAUGACUUUUUUUUUCAUGAUUUUGGGUGACAUACUACAUCAUGAAUUUUUGUAAUCAUUUUUCAUGGCAUACCAUACUAUGACGUUUUCACGUUGUGUUUGAAGACAAUAAUAAGACUUUUUUUUCAUGAUUUGAAACAACAUGCUGUACUGAGUUUUUCCUCAUAAUUUUUGAUGCCAUACUAUACUCUGACUUUCAUUCAUGGUUUUUUAGGAGAUGCUGUACUAUGACUUUUUCACAUAAUUUUGGAUGACAAACUAUACUUUGACUUUUUAAAAUAUUUUCGAUGACAUACUAUACUAUUUCUUUGUUUAUAAUUUACUAAGAUGCUAUAAUGUGGCUUUUUUCAUGAUUUCUGUCAACCUACCAUACUCUUACUUCUUUUACUAAUGAAACACACUUUACUAUGACUUUAGGCACGUCAUGGCAAGUGUUUGCACGUACAACUGUAUGUUUGUGUCUGUGUUGUAUGUUACAGUGGCUUUGAAUCCAAAACAAAUUUCCCGUUGGGACAAUAAAGUAUAACUUUCCUUA
This is a messenger RNA of Plectropomus leopardus (leopard coralgrouper), 2988 nucleotides long. It is a transcript of the gene hif1al, whose product is annotated as hypoxia inducible factor 1 subunit alpha, like. Gene Ontology annotation, molecular function: protein dimerization activity; DNA-binding transcription factor activity, RNA polymerase II-specific; RNA polymerase II transcription regulatory region sequence-specific DNA binding. Gene Ontology annotation, biological process: cellular response to hypoxia; regulation of transcription by RNA polymerase II. Lineage: Eukaryota; Metazoa; Chordata; Actinopteri; Perciformes; Serranidae. The record is from RefSeq and is a predicted model, not a curated record.